AUGGAGGCGCGGCUGCCCUAUGAGGCGUCGCUGGCGUCGUCGUCUCCCUCAGUCUCCUCGGAGGCAUCUGAGGCAGGCGACAGGCCCGCCCUUCCGCCCUUUUACAUCUUUUCUUUUCUCUCGCCCUUCUCGCCUCCGGUCUUGCUGCCUUCACUCACUUCGCCGCUGGAGCCCAGCCACGUGCUCGCGGGAAAGGAAAUCAUCGACUGGAGCACCUGUCCCAUCUGUCUGCAGGUACUCUGUCGUCCAGUCUGGGGACCCUGCCAGCAUGUGGCCUGUGGAGGCUGCUUCGUCGGCACGCUGCAGCGGCGGCAGAAAUGCCCCGUGUGCAAUAGCGCGAUGAAGGCGAGCGACCUUGAGUGUAUGCGCCCGCUCGCCCUGAGCGGCGCGGAGGCGGCCUCGCCGGAGGACUCUGCGUCGCCCUCGCUCUCUCCUUGCGCGUCUCCGUCCUCGUGGACUUCGCAGUCGCGGGCGAGCUCGGUGGCGGGAAGCGCCGCCGACGACGCGCACGCGCCUUCUGCGUCGGUCCCCAGCCCAGCGACAACCGCGGCAGUGGCUGUAUCCGCGGCGGCUGCGGCGACGGCGACCGCGAUGCUCGCUGGAAGCUCGGACGCGGUACUCAAUGCCCUCGCCGACGUGAAGGACGGCGCGGCGGCCGCGCUCAGCGGCGUUUUGGCUGAGGAGGAGGGCGACCGCGAGAGGCACGCCUCGGCGCGCGAGGACGGGCGCCCAGGCGCGUCGAAGUUUUUGCGGAGGAUGGCGAGAGGGUGCGGCGACGAGGCAGACGAACGCGCCACGCUGUGGCGCAUUCAAAAGUGCCUGCGAGAGGAAAGGAAGCGAAGUACGUCGCGGCAGCCGCCGCGCGAGAUGCCGUGCGACGACUACGCCGAGGCAGCGGAAGAAGCGAAGGGCGCAUGCGCCGCCGGCGAGAGGAGGCGCACGGAGCCGGACCAUAUUCUGAAAAUCUGUGAUGCGUACUACCAGCGCGUCAUCGCGUCGCAAACCCAGUCAGCCGCGCCCGCAGCCUCGACUUCGUCGUUCGCUUCUUCUGCUCUCGGCGCUUCGUUCGCGUCCGCUAUCAGCGUCACCUCGACGCUAUACUGGAGGCUAAUCCUGCGCUGCGAGCUAUGCGGCGAAGUCCUGCCCAUGCACAAGUACGACGCCCACCGCCGCUCCUCCUGUUCCUUCUGCCGCUGCCGGUUUGCGCCUUUCGGCUGCAACUUUGUCGCGAAGGUGAGGCGCCCCGCGCUGCCGUCGUCCUCUUCCGCUUCCUCGUUCUCCUCUCCUCCGCGUUCGUCGUCUUCGUUCCUCCUGUCUUCCUCCGCGCGCUCCGCGUCCUUCUCCUCCGCUGCGUCGCCGCGCUCUUCUUCGGCGUCGGCGUCUCAGCCCGGCGCAGGGGUCAGCGGUGAGGCGGCGAGCGGCGAGGCCUCGGAGCUGGACUUGCGCGUCCACGAACGCAGCUGUCCGCACCGCUUGAUCAAGUGCCCCUGCUGCUUCAAAUACUGCACUGAGUGCAGCAGCUCCGUCCUCGUGCCGCUCGCUGAGUACCGCGCGAAAGGUACCCCACCGCCCCGCACCGCGCCCGCCGCGCCCGCAGAGAGGCGAGAGGACGGCGAGUUCGAGUCUGCACCGGUGGAGGCGUCUGAGGAGGGCGAAGGCGGCGCGCGAGCAGGCGAAGGAGGCGCCGCGAGAGGGGCGGAGGGUCUGCGGUCGGAGGCGCCGCGGCCGUCGUCGGCGCGGGCACUUCCGGAGCCUCCUUCACGGGCGCUGCAGGCGCGUGGGCGCCGAACCUCGCCGCGCCCCCGGUCGCUCAACACCUCGCUCGCGCUGGGCGGCCCCCAGCGUCCAGAGAUCCUCCAUCGGCUGCUCCUUCAGCAGCAAGACCUCCCACGCGCCCCGAGAGAGGAAGACAGGAUGUGGUUUACUCUCCAACGCGAAUCGUCCUUCUUCGCGACCAGCGAAGAUGAAGAAGUCGAGCUCUCCGACGCCGUGGGACGCGCGGUGUUCGGCGACCUCCAGCAAGCCCUGGACUACCUACUCGACAGAGAGGAGGAGAUCGAGAACCGCAUAGAGCGCUUAGGCGUCGAGCCAAGGGUCUUCACGCAUGGAGAAAAUGGUCAACUCCUCGUGUGUUCUGCGGACUGCAUUGUGAAGGAGCCUCAGCGGCUGCGGGUCGAGCUCCAUGAGGCUCUCGCCCUCUUAGGCGUCACCUGGGCCGUCGGGUUCCCUCUCGCGUUUCUGCUGGGCGCGGCGUCCUCCUUUUGGAGCCAAAAAGCGGCGACUUUUCUCGACAUCGCGGUGCCGUAUCUGUUCUCCAUCGUCUCGGGUUGGCUAAUGGGGUUUCUGCAGCGACGCCCCAUCGUCGAUUUGUCUCUGCAGCAUGAAUGA
Molecule: messenger RNA, 2388 nt
Organism: Besnoitia besnoiti
Lineage: Eukaryota; Apicomplexa; Conoidasida; Eucoccidiorida; Sarcocystidae
Exons: 8
Coding region: 1-2388 (795 amino acids)
Source: RefSeq, a predicted model, not a curated record